Messenger RNA from Notechis scutatus (mainland tiger snake), 1248 nucleotides. It is a transcript of the gene HAUS7, whose product is annotated as HAUS augmin like complex subunit 7. Lineage: Eukaryota; Metazoa; Chordata; Lepidosauria; Squamata; Elapidae. Gene Ontology annotation, cellular component: HAUS complex. Gene Ontology annotation, molecular function: microtubule minus-end binding. Gene Ontology annotation, biological process: microtubule organizing center organization; spindle assembly. The record is from RefSeq and is a predicted model, not a curated record.
GGCGGGGUCUAGUCCCCGCGCGGGAAGAUGGCGGUCGGUGGCGUUAUUGAGAUCUAUGGGCGGCUGAAGGAACUGGGCUGCCCUGCACUAGAGGGGGUAUACCUGUCAGAUGCUGAAGACAUACAGAAAUUGCUAUUCAGCCCUUCAUCCCAUCGCUUGGACAUACUGGAAUGGAUCUGUGUCAGUGUGUACCCACCUCUUCGAGAGCAGUUUUCAUCUUUCAAUAAGGAAUCACAAUCAGGUUUAAAGAUAAAAGGAAUGGCGAAGCUGGGGUCUGAGCUGAUGCUUUGUCAAGCUGAUGAUUUGGAUCUCAUCAAGGGAAAGGCCUCUGUUAAGAAGCAGCUCCACUUCCUGCAACAGCUGGUGGCUGUCAUUCCAGCUCAAACUAACUUUAUGCUAUUAGACUCUAUAUCAGACUCCGGUAGUUAUUCCAGCACAGAGGAAUCUUUCCAAGAAAUAGCUAGGAAGAACGAAGAAUUCAUAAAGCAGGUUUUCUCUAGCCCUGACCUGCAGGCAGUGCUGAAUCCAGAGUGUCACCCCUGGAACUCAGAUAUAAAGGCCCUCCUUUUGGGUGGAGAAGGACAACAGAAAAGGGCCCUGCGGUCAAUGACUUCUCAUGAGCAAACUCUCUUGGAGGCAUCAGAGGAGCUGGAGAAGACAGCAGCAGCCUUGGAAAAUCUAAGAGCCCAGUGUUCCUUCCUCCAGGGGAAUCCUGCUGGUGCCGAUCCAUCCAACAACACUGCCACGGCUCUUCAGUCCCUCAAGCUGAUAGUUUCUGACUACAGCCAGCUGCUCACGGCCUUUGAACAAGUAUAUGAGAAUGAGCUGCAGAAGCAUUGUGAACGUCCUGCUCCUAAACUGAGUCCUUGUGACCUCCUCUUCCAAGCUGUGCACCACAGUCUGCUGCUGUGUAUGCAGGAGCUGCAAGGCCUGGCCCAGGUUACAGAAACCUCAGAACGCAUUAUGGCGACGGUGCAACGGCGGCAUGAAGAGAAAGUGUUCUGGAAUGGAAGCACUAUAGCCACAUUACCCUCAAAGCUUGAAGAACUGCAGCAGAAAUACAAAACCAUCCAUGCCACCCUCAAAGAUCCUCAGAGUUCCUAAAAAUGAAAGGACUGCAAAUUGUAGGUUAUUUUUGGAUGAAGGGAAAAUGUGUCUUCCUGGGAUGUAAAUGAGAAGCUGGUAUUUUUUUCCCCUUCAAAUGUUAAUAUAUUUUCUAAAGUCUUCUUUGAAAAUUAAAAAAAAUAA